Messenger RNA from Phragmites australis (common reed), 1740 nucleotides. Its product is annotated as beta-fructofuranosidase, insoluble isoenzyme 3. The coding region runs from base 1 to 1740 and encodes 579 amino acids. The transcript is spliced from 5 exons. The record is from RefSeq and is a predicted model, not a curated record. Lineage: Eukaryota; Viridiplantae; Streptophyta; Magnoliopsida; Poales; Poaceae. Gene Ontology annotation, biological process: carbohydrate metabolic process. Gene Ontology annotation, molecular function: hydrolase activity, hydrolyzing O-glycosyl compounds.
AUGGGGACAACGGCGGCGCUGUUGCUGGUGGUUCUGCUGCAUUGCGCGGCGGUGGUGAGCGCGUCGCAUGCCGUGUACCCGGAGCUCCAGUCGGUAGAGGCGACGCAGGUCGACGAGAUGUCGCGCACCGGGUACCACUUCCAACCACCUAAGCACUGGAUCAAUGGGCCGAUGUACUACAAGGGGCUGUACCACUUGUUCUACCAGUACAACCCCAAGGGCGCGGUGUGGGGCAACAUCGUGUGGGCGCACUCGGUGUCAACGGACCUGAUCGACUGGACGGCGCUGGACCCGGGGAUCUACCCGUCCAAGCCGUUCGACAUCAAAGGCUGCUGGUCGGGCUCCGCCACCAUACUGCCCAGCGGCGUGCCGGUGAUCAUGUACACCGGCAUCGACCCGCACAACCACCAGGUGCAGAACGUCGCGUACCCGAAGAACCUCUCCGACCCGUUCCUCCGCGAGUGGGUCAAGCCCGAGUACAACCCCAUCAUCGCCCCCGACCACGGCAUCAACGCCAGCGCCUUCCGCGACCCGACCACCGCAUGGUACGGCCCUGACAAGCAUUGGCGUCUGCUGGUGGGCAGCAAGGUGAACGAGAAGGGCCUCGCGGUGCUGUACCGGAGCCAGGACUUCAAGCGGUGGGUCAAGGCGCACCACCCGUUCCACUCGGGGCUCACCGGCAUGUGGGAGUGCCCGGACUUCUUCCCCGUCGCCGUGCACGGCAGCAGCCGCCACCACCGGCGCGGCGUGGACACCGCCGAGCUGCAGGACCGCGCCGUGGCGGAGGAGGUCAAGUACGUGUUCAAGGUGAGCCUGGACCUUACGCGGUACGAGUACUACACGGUCGGCACGUACGACCACGCCACGGACCGUUACGUCCCCGACGCCGGCUUCCCUGACAACGACUACGGCCUCCGGUAUGACUACGGCGACUUCUACGCGUCCAAGUCGUUCUACGACCCGGCGAAGCGCCGCCGCAUCCUCUGGGGCUGGGCCAACGAGUCCGACACCGUCCCCGACGACCGCCAGAAGGGUUGGGCCGGCAUUCAGGCGAUACCGAGGAAGCUGUGGCUGUCGCCGCGCGGGAAGCAGCUGAUCCAGUGGCCGGUGGAGGAGAUCAAGGCGCUGCGAGCGAAGCAUGUCAACGUCAGCGACAAGGUCGUCACGGGCGGGAACUACUUCGAGGUCGCCGGCUUCAAGUCCGUGCAGUCGGACGUGGAGGUGGCCUUCGCGAUCAAGGACCUGAGCAAGGCGGAGGACUUCGACCCGGCAUGGCGCAUCGACCCGCAGGCGCUCUGCAAGAAGCGCGGCUCGCGCGUCAAGGGCGGGGUGGGACCGUUCGGCCUGUGGGUGCUGGCCGACGCCGACCUCACGGAGAGGACGGCCGUCUUCUUCAGGGUGUUCAAGACCAACAGCAGCAAGCACGUCGUCCUCAUGUGCAACGAUCCUACUAGGUCGUCGUUCGAGUCGCAGGUCUACAGGCCGACCUUCGCCGGCUUUGUCAAAGUCGACAUCGCCAAGACGAAGAAGAUCACCCUCAGGACACUGAUCGACCACUCCGUGGUGGAGAGCUUCGGCGCGGGCGGCAGGACCUGCAUCCUGACGAGGGUCUACCCCAAGAAGGCUAUCGGCGACGCCGCGCACCUCUUCGUCUUCAACCACGGCGAGUCGGACAUCAAGGUCACCAACCUGGAUGCCUGGGAGCUCAAGACCCCCAAGAUGAACGCGCCGCAGCAGUAG